GCGGAGGUCGGAAGCAGCAGGGCCCCGAACGGAAGCAAAAUUGCCAGGACGUGAGAGCCCGCCCACUUCGCCGGAACUAUCGCAUCUUCAAACGGAAAUCUAGUUGCCAAAAGGGCGGCCUCGGCGCCCCCCCGCCGGCGCCCCCAGACUCAGGACUCCAGCACCGAGGCAGGAGGCAGGGAGCAGAGGAGAGGCAAGAGAACGAGGAGGAGGAGGAGGAGGAGCCGUCGCAGGAUGAAGGAUCGGACUCAGGAGCUGCGGAGUGCGAAAGACAGCGAUGAUGAGGAGGAGGUGGUCCAUGUGGACCGGGACCACUUCAUGGAUGAGUUCUUUGAACAGGUGGAAGAGAUCCGGGGCUGCAUUGAGAAGCUGUCAGAGGAUGUGGAACAAGUGAAAAAACAGCAUAGUGCCAUCCUGGCCGCCCCCAACCCGGAUGAGAAGACCAAACAGGAGCUGGAGGACCUCACUGCAGACAUCAAGAAGACGGCCAACAAGGUUCGAUCCAAGUUGAAAGCGAUCGAGCAAAGCAUUGAACAGGAGGAGGGGCUGAAUCGUUCCUCUGCGGACCUGCGCAUCCGCAAGACCCAGCACUCCACACUCUCCCGGAAGUUCGUGGAGGUAAUGACUGAAUAUAACGCGACCCAGUCCAAGUACCGGGACCGCUGCAAGGACCGGAUCCAGAGGCAGCUGGAGAUCACUGGAAGGACCACGACCAACGAAGAACUGGAAGACAUGCUGGAGAGUGGGAAGUUGGCCAUCUUCACUGACGAUAUCAAAAUGGACUCACAGAUGACAAAGCAGGCACUGAACGAAAUCGAGACGAGGCACAACGAGAUCAUCAAACUGGAAACCAGCAUCCGUGAGCUGCACGACAUGUUUGUGGACAUGGCCAUGCUCGUGGAGAGCCAGGGCGAAAUGAUUGACCGCAUUGAGUACAACGUGGAACAUUCCGUGGACUACGUGGAGCGAGCCGUGUCUGACACCAAGAAAGCUGUGAAAUAUCAGAGCAAGGCCCGGAGGGCUCACCCUCGAGACAGACCCGGGCAGCACCCGCAACCUUUACCGCCCGUCAGACCCUGGAGUCCCUGGACCUCCCCCCGCCAUGGACCACCCCCUGCCCCCGCACGUAGAUAGCAGCAGGCGUGAUUACACGUGCACACCAACAUGCAUGCCGCCGGCACAUGCUCGAGACGUGUGGACACCCCAGCGUGUGUGUGUGUGUGUAUGUGUGUAGAUGUGUGUAGAAGCACCAAAUCGCCCUUUCUGCCCCCCACCUCAAGUCUGUGUGUUGUCUGAGCUUUCCCCCUUCCCCUGGGUUGUUGUGUAGACUGUGGCCGGGUGUGACACAGCAGCCAUCAAGCCCCACUCUUCUGUCUUCUGUGAAUAGGGGUGUGUGUGUGUGUGUGUGUGUGUGUGGCGCCACAGAUCCGUGGACACACAGUUUGCGUACAUGGAAUUUUGUGUUUGAGUGUUCAAAUGCAAUGUAACAGCACCUCCUCCACUGACACCCCCCUCCCCCAUGUCUGCUACAGAUGGGGCAGGUUGUGAGUGUGCAGAGGCUCACACUAACAUUCCCAGAGGAUCCAGGCACAAUACACACACAGGCCAUGGCAGACACCCCAGCGUGAUGUUGAGCAAACCCUCCUGGCUUAGUCACCCUGGGACUGACAUGUCCUGGGGAACAUGUGUGUGUGUGUGGAGUUCACUCGAGGCGAGUGGAAGCAUACACGUGUCAAUAACCUAGCUCGGCCUGUAUAUCCAUGUGCAUUUCCCCCAACAGGGGAUGUGAGGGACGUGUUUGUGUGUGUCUGUGUUUGUGUGUGUGUGUCUAGGAUGUGCCUGAAGUGUCAGUAGGUCUUCUCCUGAGACAGAGCCCUCCACAUUUUGCACUGGACACCUGUUUUGGGUGGGCACAGAAAUCUAUAUUUCUACGCUAUCUAGAGUACACCUGCGUGAGUGUGUGUGUGUGUGUGUGUGUGUGUGUAGAGGAUUUCUGCGUAGUGUGUUUCUACCCUCCUGUGUAUUAUACACACACACGUUUACCUUCAAGGACCUGUGCCCCAUCCAGGUUUGUCUAUCCAGAUUAUUUGCCUCCUCCCUUUCUCCCCAGAGCUGCUGGCCGCUAUCUGAUGUGGCCACACACUGCUACAUCAACAUCAUGCAACUGCAGCUUCCUGCCCUGCGUGGUCGGAUCCCCUGUGCAUACAUGCCCACAUGCUUAUCUUUCUCGGUCAAAUAAGCCUGCACGUGUGGAAGCUGGGACACCUCAGUGUGCUCCCACCCGCCACGGCAGAUGAGGCCACACCCAGGCACACACAUGCACACAGGAGCCUGGCGUAUGCUGACGCUGGCACGGUGCCUGUUCAGGCGGGCACUCGUUUGCACAUGAAUGCCUCCCAGAUGGGCUAUUGAUGGGAAACAUUACUGAUCACGGGAAUUUCAAGGGCUGCCCCAGGCUCUCAGAAAGGAGAACAUUCUUGAGCACUAACCUCAGAACUGAGAGAGGCCAGCGAUGGUCCCCACCGCCCCAUCUGAUGCUCUGGCCUUUGCCUCAGGAACCUUGGAUUUAGGGAACUGUUUAUUUCAGACGUACUGGAGUGGGCUAAGUCCUGGGGCCCAUGCCCUGGACACAUCUCCUGCUGAAAUGUCACCAAUAGCUGUUCCCCUGCAGGCUGAGCCUGAGGAUGGGACGCGGUCCUGAGUUUCUGAUGGUGAGGAAGCGGCCGACUCCUCCCUUGCUACGUAGACAACAUAUGCAUGCGUGGGCUUGUGUGUUGGGUGGCAGGUGGGAGGUAUGUGGGCAAAGGACAGUGUUAGAAGCCUCCCACUCCACUGGCCCAGGAACAUGGCCCCACAUAUACAGGAUUGAACACACAAGUACAGGAAUGCGCCCUGCCUUGGGGUCCGACAUCCGUGUGCACAGGGUGGAGGACUUUGGUGUGUGUGCAGAUCGUUUCCUGGAGUCCCUCUUCAUGUGAAGCGUGUCUGUGUGAGAGAGAGACAGUGCAGAUGUGACCUUCUGGAACAUAGUACCCCACUCCCACCCCAGCUCAGAUAGCCAGCCUCUUCCCUACCUGGCUGGGCCCUGCCUGUGUGUGGCCAAUAUAUAUAUGUAACCCCCAAGGUGGGCUGUCCAUUCCCACAGUGCCCUUUGUCAGGACAGGAAGUUUGCCCCCGUAUCUGACUGCAGCCCUCCUGCUCCCACUCAGGCUUCUUUGGGGACGUCAGAGCAGGCCCCAGCACCUCACCACCCCAUCCUUUUUCCUUCCUGCUGUCCAGCCAGGGUACCCUUUCAUACCAGGUGUUUCUGGAAUUCCCACAGCCUUGGGGCCACAAGGAGAAGGGUGGAGCCAUGGCUGGAGUGAUGCAACU
Balaenoptera ricei (Rice's whale) is the source of this 3372-nucleotide messenger RNA. RefSeq names its product syntaxin 1B (gene STX1B). Bases 235 to 1134 code for a protein of 299 amino acids. Gene Ontology annotation, cellular component: endomembrane system; SNARE complex; plasma membrane. The transcript has 11 exons. Gene Ontology annotation, biological process: vesicle fusion; intracellular protein transport; exocytic insertion of neurotransmitter receptor to postsynaptic membrane. The record is from RefSeq and is a predicted model, not a curated record. Gene Ontology annotation, molecular function: SNARE binding; SNAP receptor activity. Lineage: Eukaryota; Metazoa; Chordata; Mammalia; Artiodactyla; Balaenopteridae.